This is a messenger RNA of Erpetoichthys calabaricus (reedfish), 849 nucleotides long. RefSeq lists its product as uncharacterized. Lineage: Eukaryota; Metazoa; Chordata; Cladistia; Polypteriformes; Polypteridae. The transcript has 4 exons. Bases 115 to 849 code for a protein of 244 amino acids. The record is from RefSeq and is a predicted model, not a curated record.
UUCAUCAAUAGUCAAAAAAGCAUUCUUGUUUUUAUUAAAAUCAGGGGUGAGGAUGUGCUAGGUGGUUUCACCUGCUGUUUGGGUAAUGCAUUUUGUGUGCAACAUGUAAAUAUUAUGUUUAUUUUGAACACUGUCUUUUUUUUUUUCUUCUGCAGGAUGUUUCUGGUAGUUCAGUUUAUAGAUGAACAAAAAUCUGUGUCUGUUAUACCACAGAAUUGGUACAGUGAUGGCACAACCUUUUGGCCAAAUUAUACGAGCGAUCAAAGACUCAACAAAGCAGCAAGAUAUGCUGAGGAACCAGGCCCAGACUGGACCAAGCACGAUGUUAGAGUACUAAAGUCCUACGGAGAUUACAUGUCUGCAUGGCAAGGGAUGAAGAAGUCUUUGAUUUGUCAAACUUCAGAAUUGGAUACAGAUGGUGAGGAGGAUAUAGGCAGGGUGAAAAGAGCAACUAAACCAAUCCACUACUAUGGUGACACUGACUAUGAAAGUGAACAUGAAGACUUGGCUAAGAAAACAAAAGUUCCCUUGACAAGAUCUUCAAAACCUCAACAGUCAACUGGACCUCGCAUGUUAUCCCCACAUUCUGCACCUCAGGUACCAUCACCACCUUUACCUUGUCGCUCACCACCACAUUCUUCGCUUCAGGUGCCACCUCCUUACCAGUCACUAUUGCUCUCUGAAAAUGCAUCUCAACAAAUUUCCAGGAACCUUCCAAAAAUGCAAAAUACUUCUGAACUCUUCAGGCCUACUUACAGAGUGGGUCGAUGUGGAACAGAACCAAUACCUUGCAAUGGAUGUUCUUUUAACGUGUAUGAGAGUUGUGUUUGCUCCAAAGUGCAGGAGUAG